Messenger RNA from Symsagittifera roscoffensis, 1123 nucleotides. RefSeq names its product synaptosomal-associated protein 25-like. The transcript has 3 exons. Bases 380 to 1078 code for a protein of 232 amino acids. Gene Ontology annotation, biological process: synaptic vesicle fusion to presynaptic active zone membrane; synaptic vesicle priming; exocytosis. NCBI's taxonomy places the organism in Eukaryota, Metazoa, Xenacoelomorpha, Acoela, Convolutidae. The record is from RefSeq and is a predicted model, not a curated record. Gene Ontology annotation, cellular component: SNARE complex; plasma membrane. Gene Ontology annotation, molecular function: SNAP receptor activity; syntaxin binding.
CUAAAGCAUGGCAUAUAAAAAGCAUGAUUUUUCUUACUUUGUUUAAACUAAAGCUGCUCUACAAUUGUUUUUUCUCUUUUCAUUACAUUUCUCUGAUUAUAACUCAACUUUUACUUCAUCGUUACAUGAAAACUACGAGCCCAGCAUAAUGUGGUUUUGACAGCCCUACAAAUAUAAGAAAAUGAGAACUAAAAAAUUACAGAAAUCCAAUUUAAGAACAAGUUGUUCAUGUUAAUAAACUAUUUCAACAUUAUUCCAGGGUUUUGCCUGUUUCAUUGUUAUCAAAUAUAACCUUGUUCGCCAUUUUUGUUAAAAUAAGCAGAAUUCAAAAACAGAAGAACUUGACAUAUCACUCUUGCUUAAAACCACAGUUGCAUCGAUGGAGAAGGGGGACGGCGGAGGGGGAGGGGUUAAGGAGAAGACGACAGUUGAGGGGGACAUUGGUCUACCUGAGAUAGAGUUCUCGGAGGACCCUGAGGUGGCAGCAGUUCAGAGACAAAUCGAGGAUAUGAUAGACAAGGAUCUGAUGACUAGUAUGGAUAUGAUCAAGAAGACGAACGAGUGCAAAGACUUCGCUGUCAGAGCACUUGUCAGGAUCGAUGACCAGGGUGAACAGAUGGAAAACAUGGAAGAGGGUCUGGGGAAGAUCAACCGAGACAUGACUACAGCCGAGAAGGGACUGUUGGAGAUGAACAAGUGCUGUGGAAUCAUAAUGUGUCCGUGGAACAAGAGUGCCGACACUGAGAUCAAAGACUACGAGGCCGACUGGGAAAAAUUGAACAAGACGACCAAGCCAGUGGUUAAACAACCGGACGCCACCACAGCAUUCAGAGUGAUGCCGGGUGUGAAGCCCACAAUGACGGCCAAAAUAUCUGGCACGUGGAAAGAGGAGGAGCUGGAAAAGAACCUUCAAACAGUGAACGAGGCAGUGGGCAAUCUCUACAAGAUGGCCAAUGACAUCAGUGACGAGUUGGACAAGCAGAACAACGUGUUGGGAAGGAUUGCGGAGAAGGGUGCUAUGAAUAAGGAGAGAGUGAAUCAGGCCAACAAGAUUGCGGAGAAACUGCUCAAGGAGUGAAACAAAAUUGAGGGGCAUCGGAUAAUCCUAGUGUAGAAAAAUAAU